AAAUGUUUUGCCUCGACAAUAUAUUAUCUUGCCUUGCCUUGACUUAAAUAAUUACAACACAAUUCUCACUUCUCUUGUUUACACAGUAGUCAAUGUCCACUCUGGUUGGCUUCUUAAAGGGAUAGUUCACUCAAAAAUAAAAAUUCUCUCAUUAUUUACUCACCCUCAUGUCAUCCCAUAUGUGUAUGACUUUAUUUCUUCUGCAGAACACAAAUAUUUUUAGAAGAAUAUUUCAGCUCUGUAAGUCAUUACAAUGUAAGUGAAUGGGUGCCAAAUUUUUUAAGCUCCAAAAAGCCCAUAUAGCCAUCAUGAAAGUAAACCAUAUGACUCCAGUGGACUAAUUAAUGUCUUCUGAAUCAAAUUUAUAUAAUAUAUUUCUACUACUAUAAAUAAUUUAGUUUGGUACAAUGAUAUUUGAUAGCUGAGGAUGUUCAUAGGCUCUUUUGCACUGACCUGUUACAUUCAAUGGCAAAAUCUGUAACAAAUCAAUGUAACAAAAAUGGAAAGACAAUGUCAUGGAUUUUUGGUGUAAUUUAUUACAAGUUACACCAAAACUGAAUGAAACUACCAAAAUGUACUCAUUCAAUAUUAUAUAAGUAGGCCUUUAUACAUUUCAAACAUACUGUAACAUACUGUAAUAAUGUUGAAAUAAUAGAGCUUUAGGGUUAGGUUUAGAGAUUGUGGUCAGGGGUUCAAUUUAAGAAAACACAGUUUUGGAUUAACGCGGAACAAACAACACAUAGGGAACUACAAGGACAUGAGGGAAGCGUCUCUCAUUGGUGGGUGUAUAACUCGUAAAAAUUAACUCAUACUAAUGUGAUGAAAUAAUUCGUUAUUUAAUCUUUGUAGGCAAGUUAUUUUUAUUUUUUUUGCUUCAAGAUUGGGGUAACACAUUAGUUUAGGGAUCAGAAAUUAGACUGUAAUUCAUGACUAAUAAUUACACUUGUAAGUGACUAAUUAUGGACUUGUUUGGCAUUACAAUGUAUUUACUAAACCUUUACUGGCUGAUUUCUUAUUCCAACAUUAUAGCCCCUUCAUAUUUGCUUUAGUCAUAACAAUGAAUUUCUUAGUUAAAAACAAAACAUAUCAAUAGCUAGUAUGGUGCAAAAUACAUAUUUGAAAGCUUCUUAGUACUCUGUGUGAAUGUGCGGCUUAUAAGUAUGAAUUACAUGUAGAAUGCAUAUUUUAUUUCUACAAAGAAGGUUAGGUUUAGGGUUAGGGUAAUGGGUUGAUGUAGAGUGUUUGUGGGACUCUAAAUAAACACAAUAAACAUGCUGCAGUGAUGCACCUAUACUGUAUGGUAGUAUGUAAUUAGGAGUAAAAAUACAAUCUAACACUAUUUGCCCUUAGUGCAAAGAUGAUGCUUUUUGUUGCCGUUUACACUAAGCAACCAAGGUCUCUGCCCUCUAUAUUUAUUUUAUACUUAGAAGUUGCACAUUCACAUAGAGUAAUGAGAACUUAUAAAGGAUGUAUUUUGCACUUUACAAUCUAUUGGUAUCUAAUAAGGUCAUUGUAGUACAAAAACAUCUGUAAAGAGGCUAUUAGGCAAGGGUAAGAAAUCAGCGAACAAAGGCCUAAUAAUUCAGACAAGUCCAAUUAUUAGUCAUUAAUUACUGUCUAAUUUCUGAUCCCUAAAAUAAUUUGUAUGCCAAAAAAAUACAAAAUAAAACAUUUUAGGUAGGAAUUAUGCUCAACACUAACAGUAAUUAAAUACAAUUACAGUCAAAUGUUUGGACACAAACUAGAUUUUAGUCCAAUCUCAAGUAUCGCAAGACUGAACAAAUGGCAUGGGGAAAUCAAUGACAAACUAAAUCCAUGGCAAAUACACAUUGUUAUAUAAAGUUUUUAUAAGUCAUUCAUAUUAAUGCAAAAGAGGAUUGAAUAAAUUAAAACUAUUAUCAUUUCACUUCAGAAUAGAUCCUGGUAUUAAAGUUGUGACCUGUAGGAGUUUUUAAAAGAUGGUGCCAGAAGGGCAAACUAUGUCUGAGUCAUUUGAGGCUCCUCCUCUUUUCAGCUGCACAAGACAUAAAGCACAGCAAUGCAAAUGAAACUCAAACAAAUACCUAGAGAAAUUCAAAUGAGCACAUUCUGCAGAUCUACAAUGAAAGCUGAAAGCAGCCAGUCUAUAGUGCAUCUGAAUGAAUCCAAGACCUGGUUUCAGUCUUUCUGCAGCACUGUUGCAAUUGGUCUACGGAUUAGGAAGCCUGAGAUGAACACUUCAUGCAAUGGUGAUCUCAACAAAAAUGAGACAGAAGAGAAAAGUGAGCUCCGGAUUGUUCUGGUUGGAAAGACGGGAGUGGGAAAAAGUGCAACUGGAAACACCAUUCUAGGAGAAAAGGUAUUUGAAUCCACCCUCUUAGCUGGAUCUGUAACAAAAAAAUGUAAAAAGGAGUUUAGGAUUAUCAGUGGAAGAAAAAUUUCAAUUAUUGACACUCCUGGUCUUUUUAACACACGCAUGAGCAAAGAGGAGGUAGAAAAAGAAAUAAAGCAGUGUAUAUCUUUUUCUGCUCCAGGUCCACAUGCCUUUCUAGUUGUAAUUAAAUUAGAAAGAUUUACAGAAGAGAAUGCAAAAACAAUAGAAUACAUAGAGAAAAUAUUUAGUAAGACAGCUUUAAAUUAUACAAAGGUACUGUUCACUCAUGGAGAUCAACUUGAAGGACAGGACAUUAAAAAAUUUGUGCACAGCAACAGAGAACUGCGAACAGUACUCAGAAACUGUGAGGGGCGGCUUUUUGUGAUUGACAAUAAAAAGCAGGAUUCAGCACAGGUUAAAAAGCUACUAGAUCAAAUUGAUGAAAUGGUUAGUGAUAAUAAUGGAGAACACUACACUAAUGACAUGCUUCAAGAGGCAGAGAGAGCAAUUGAGGAAGAGAAAAAACGGAUCCUGAAAGAGAAUGAAGAUAAAUUGCAGAGGGAGCUUGAGGCUCUAGAUUAUAAAUAUCAAGGUGAAAAACUAGAGGAAAUGAAAAUGCAAUUAGCAAAGAUACAGGAGGAAAAGGCAAGAAUUGAACCUGAGAAAAAUUAUUCUUUCCUUUGGAAUGCACUUAAGAUAGCCGUCAAUGUCAUAAAAUUAUGGUUUUCGUCCUAAAAGUUUAGUAUGAUUUUAAAUCAUUACAUUUUCCCAAAGAAGUAUGCUCUCCACUGACAUUGUAGCAGAAUCUCAGAAGAGAUUCAAAUGACGGUACUUAAAUAAUCAAAUGUACAAAUAGGGAAAUGAAAGAUUGACUGGUUUUAUUUUGUUAUUAUUGUUUUUGCAUGAAAAAUAUUAAUAACCAUUUUAUUUACCCAAGAUUAUUUUAUUUUUUUACAGAGAGUAUAAUUGAUUGUUACACUGCAUUUAGAAACCUAAGUUAAUAUGUAUUGCUGAACUGAUUAUUACAAGUAUGGGAUGAAAAUAUUGGUCUGAUAAUCGUUGAAAUGUUUUGAUUAUUGUUUUAUUGAAUUCUUUUUGGUGAAUUGGUACUGAAAUGUUUUCAUAAAAUGUUUUCUUUCACUAUGCCUGCAAUUAUGGGUCCCUUGGCUAAUUUGUACUCCGGGCCCCAAGCCCCCACCCCCAAUUAUCUUAUCUUAUUGCCACGUGUAAAAACAAUCAUUAUCAAGAAGCAUAAAAAUUAUUGCAUAUUCAAUAAGGGACAGUAAAGAACUGAAUUUGAACAGUUUAUUAAAUUAGCUGAAAUUAUGCAUUUAUAACUACUGUAUUUACAAAUAACUAUAUAUACAGUACAAGUAAUUAACACCAUUGUACUCUCUCUCUCAUACAAAGACACUACAGAAACUCUGUCUGGAUGUUUUAUAAGCUGUCGAAUUGUAAUGUAUUAUUCCCCAAGUGCAAAUUGAUGAUUAAAAUUAUUUUUCUGACAACAAAAUCUUUGAUCAGAUCAAAUCAAGCUGUCUUGCUAUAUUGUGUUCAAUAGACAGCAUGGCCAGAACAUUUAGUCUUUCCUGACACAUUGUUGAUCGGAGGAAGUUCUUUACUAGAUUAAGCUUACUGAAUGUUCCCCGUCUGUCGCUCUCUCCACGUUGUGUCGGAGAAGUGACACUA
Molecule: messenger RNA, 4042 nt
Organism: Xyrauchen texanus (razorback sucker)
Lineage: Eukaryota; Metazoa; Chordata; Actinopteri; Cypriniformes; Catostomidae
Exons: 4
Coding region: 2039-3088 (349 amino acids)
Molecular function (GO): GTP binding
Source: RefSeq, a predicted model, not a curated record